Messenger RNA from Raphanus sativus (radish), 523 nucleotides. RefSeq lists its product as uncharacterized. The transcript has 2 exons. Lineage: Eukaryota; Viridiplantae; Streptophyta; Magnoliopsida; Brassicales; Brassicaceae. The coding region runs from base 64 to 294 and encodes 76 amino acids. The record is from RefSeq and is a predicted model, not a curated record.
UCGACGGUUAACAAACUCGGACUCGGAGCGACGGUGGUCCGUGAUCAAAGCCGAGGGGAGAGGAUGAUCGGGCGGCGUGCUGGAACUAAUCGGAUCGGUAUGAGGAGGGACGACUCGUAUCUGACUCGGUUCGUUGACUCAGUGUUUUCUCUGUUCCGAUUAGCUGAGUUUGAGAUCCUGUUUGUGAUGUUCUUCGUUAUAGCCUACGUCAUCUUCAAAGAUCUGACGGCGAGGCCGGAGUACAAUCGGAUUCUUGUGGAGAAGCCCGGUGGAUCUGACAUCUGGCCGUUUUAGAUUGAAACUAAUCAAACUCGUACACGUCUCUGUAGAACUGCAAUGAACUAAUGAAGUGCGUUAGCUUUCUUUCUCUUGUGAAUGUCACUUUGUUCAAUUUUUUUUUUAAAUUUCGUUCUCCUUCCAUAGUUGUACUUGUAAAGCAUUAAGUUGCAAUCACUAUCCACACUUUGACAUGUCCAUUGUUCAUCACAAGAAACUGAUAUUAAUUCAUGAGUUUUCAGUUGAA